AUGGCUCGCGUGAGCAUUAAGGACCAUAUGUUUAAUGCGCACCGCACGAACCUCACGCGAGCCAUACUCGAUGCGAAUACCAAGAUACUCGACACAGAAACCCACCCGGUUGGCAACAACUACAUGCCGGUCCCAAGCCCGGAUAAAUGGGGAGGGGUGAGGAAAGAAAUAGCAAACUACCUCACUAUUUUGCAGAAAUACCUUAUGGAUCAGUACAAUCAAAUAAGUUCAGAUAUGGUGCUGGAAAGUGAGACCCCUGGGCUGGAAAGCACCUAUCAUAUUACCAGGGAUGAACGUGAACGUAUUUCAAGUAGCGAAGGCAUUUAUGACGUGGACGGGACAAAUCCAUCAGGACUCCCGCCUGCUGAUGUGGCUCAGAGCAAAAGGAAGCGUCUACGUUUUACAACAACUAUUCACAAUAUUGGCACAUGGAAUGUUCGCGGCAUGAACAUAGGCAAACUCGAAAUCAUCAAGCAAGAAAUGCAACGACUUCAUAUCGAUCUGUUGGGCAUCAGCGAGCUUCACUGGACGGGUAAUGAAUAUUUCAAAAGCGAUGAAUACACCGUCGUCUACUCUGGAAACGACACCAUCAAACGCAAUGGAAUGGCAUUCAUCGCAACAAAAGCACCUCCGCUCAAUCACGGUUCUACAAAAAUAUGCACCAAAAGCAGAUGCACCAGAGAAAGACAUCGAAGAUUUCUAUACAAAACUCCAAGAGACAAUCGACCAGAUCCCAGCUCCCGAAACGAAGGCUGCACACUUGGACAGCACCAAACGGUAUACAUCGAAACUAAAUCGACUACAUCCUAUCGCUCCUCAAUGAAUUUUGAAAACAGAUGGGUCUUGAAAUCUGCUCUAAACUUCGCAAGUGAUGGAGAAGUAGUCAGAGAAGUAGGUAGAGAGUUCCAGAGAAAAGGACCAGAAAAAGCAAAAGCAGAUUUGGCAAAAGAGUGUUUAACACCAGUUAAGAAAAAGCGAGAAGAAAAAGACAAUCGUAAACCGGGGCUGUCGACGCAUAACCUGAAGGAUGUGGACUAA
Messenger RNA from Helobdella robusta, 1038 nucleotides. RefSeq lists its product as hypothetical. Bases 1 to 1038 code for a protein of 345 amino acids. The record is from RefSeq and is a predicted model, not a curated record. The transcript is spliced from 5 exons. Lineage: Eukaryota; Metazoa; Annelida; Clitellata; Rhynchobdellida; Glossiphoniidae.